AUGACUUUGGUCAAUCCUACCGCCCCGGGUAGUGGCUCGUCUGCUGAUAUCACUCUUAUUAGCCCGCAUGCGUACAGCGUUCAGUCAUCUUUUAGCUUCUUUGGUGCGACUGGCGGAUGCAACAACCAAGGCGCCAACUGCGACAGUGCUACUUGCCCCUCGGCAUUCUAUACACCCGAUCAGACAUACGUGCAGGUCGCUUGCGAAGAGAACAACAUUAACUUCCUCAUUGCUUUCUGCGAGGAUGCUACGACGCUCUCUUGGGACUCUGGCGCUGGUAACGGUUAUCCGGCCCCUACCAGCACUCCUCCUCCGCCGCCACCACCGCCUACAACGUCGUCGACCCUUCCUCCCCCUCCGCCUACGACCUCCUCCACCCCCACUCCCACUCCGACGCCCUCUAGCUCCCCUGCUGUCACCACUACCUCUUCCACCCCUACCACCAGCUCGACAACUUCGACUUCAUCGACAACAUCUUCGGCGGCACCCACAAGCACCCCGUCUUCGGGCUCACGCUGCCCUGCCAAGAAUGCUAAGCGGUCUCUCCGCUAUAAGCGUGAUACUUUGGCCGAGCCUCAGUCCGAGGCUCGUGCGCGCAAAGCUCACAUCUCGCGUGCUGUGGCCCACCGUGGGCACUGA
Molecule: messenger RNA, 639 nt
Organism: Fibroporia radiculosa
Lineage: Eukaryota; Fungi; Basidiomycota; Agaricomycetes; Polyporales; Fibroporiaceae
Exons: 5
Coding region: 1-639 (212 amino acids)
Source: RefSeq, a predicted model, not a curated record